AUCACAUCGGACCAAGAAUAAAUCAAGAAUGACAUCUAACACGGGCGAGACCAACGCCAACAGCACGGACGCGGCCCUGACGACUGUCGACAACACACUCGCUCGCCGUCGAUAUUUUCGAGAAAAGCAGCGCAAUUAUCGCCGCAAGGUGAAUGUUGACGUGGCGAUUGUCGAAGCAGAGCUCGCGCACCUUCAGUCGAUUCGGGAUAUCCUUCAAGCCAGCAUGCCGCCGUCGAUAGCGCCGCGUGAAGCAAGCGAUGGUCUGUUGUCCUGGUACUCCAUUGCCACCGUGUUAAAAAGAGAAGUUCGUCGUGUCUUGAUGGACCGUCAGCCACUGAUUCGGCAAACGCAACGGUAUCAAUACCUCACGAAGGCUAUGCAACGCUUUGUCAUGAUGAGCAUUCCGUCGCCCAUGUCCCGCAGCAAUACGUGGCAGAAUGCGACGUUGGCGGCCGAGCCAAGUGCUCGAUACCUCGGCAAGGAGUGGCUCAUGCAGCAAAUGUACCACAACACGCGCCAGGCGUUGGCGUUGCUUCCUGCUAUGACCUGUGACGACGAAUUUUUCCAAUUUGACUUGCAAGUGUCAGACCAACACGACGAUCUGUUCAUGGAGCGGAUACAGUGCAUAUUUCCAGGAACGCUGGCGUCCUUUCGACGAUUCGUCAAAUCCAAUCGUAUGCGUGACAUGCUCUUCAAGGGCCCCCAAGACGCAAGUGACACUGUUUAUGUUUCGUGUCGCACUGACUUUUUAUUAGGUGAUCGAAGAGCGCACAUCCAACACGCGAUUGUUUCACUCAAUUACGACCCGCGGCGCGUUCGCGAACAUACUCCAAGGGCACUUCUUCGAAGCAGACCGGUUCAUAAUGGUCAUGCGGCAAGUCGACGAUGACGAAAUGCAUGCGUGCGACCCGAUGCUCAGGCAAUGGCACCACCGGUCGUGGUGAGUGAAUGAGUAGUCUCGAGUUUGUGAUUCCAUAUACGGACAUAUGUAGGAUAGAGGUGCGGCAGGUAUCGCCCACCCAUAUCUUAAUGCGCGAAGUCAGUCAUUUCUCGAACGCAUUUCGAGCCCACGACGGGUUUCUGAGUAUGGCCGAGCUCGCGGUGUUGGAGGGCAUCGAUGUGACGGGCAUCGACGACGACGACAAGGAUGCCUACGUGCGGCGCGAAUUCGUUCGACGGGGAAAUGACGCUUUAGUGUCUUGGCGGCAAUGGUUCACGGGCUUGUUGCAGGCAUGGUUGCAAUAGCAUCAAGACACCACACGCAUAUAGACAAUCGUGAUAUCCCAUGGUACACUGUAGCGGGAACGAGCUUUGUUUAACUAACUAGCCUAGAUCCUUGAUAUUA
This is a messenger RNA of Aphanomyces astaci, 1345 nucleotides long. RefSeq lists its product as hypothetical. The transcript has 2 exons. Lineage: Eukaryota; Oomycota; Saprolegniomycetes; Saprolegniales; Verrucalvaceae. The record is from RefSeq and is a predicted model, not a curated record. Bases 29 to 889 code for a protein of 286 amino acids.